GCAUUAUUUUACCCCACAGUGAAAACAUUGCAAAAUAAUGAAGGAAAGACCUUGAAUUUGCUAGAUCUAAUUAAAAAUCAAUUUUUUUUAAAAUGGAAACUAGAUCUAAGACAAAAAAACAACAGAAGUCAAGUCUAUCUAGCCAGCCAGGUGAGGUCUGGCCCAUGGACAGGUUGGUCAUUGAGAUCGAUAUCCUGCUAUCCAGGUUGUUCAAUGAUUGCGACACCUUCGCGACUUUUCAAGGGUUUUUUCUCUUUUGUAUGUUCUGCUUUAGCGCCAUUUUAGGAACUCUCAAUUAUUAUGAAAUCACGUGGGUCUUUGGCUAUUUUGAGUUUGUUUUUAAAACAGAAGAGGGUAGAAUGUUGUAUGAAGCAAGUUGGAAGCAUUUUUUAUUUUUUCUGACUAUGUGCGUACACAUGGCACUGUUUGCCAAAGUAUCGCUCAUGUAUAACAGGGACUUGAGUAAAGAAAUGAACACAGAGAACGUGCCAGAUAAAUUCCUUGGAGACGUAAAAAGAAGAGCUUUCAACUUUAAACUGGAUAGCGUUAUUCGUCGUUAUGCCUGGAGGAAGCUUCUAGAACACUCUAGCCCGCUCGAAAGAUAUUGUCUGGAGAUUGACAGGAAAGACUUUACUUGCAUUGUGGACUGGACGGCCCUCACAUUCAAGCACGAGGUCACCAAGUUUUCUCCAAAGGUCAAGGACGGAACUGUGAUCAAAACCUCCCGAGGAGACUUACAAACAGGUCAAAAAUGGGUGACGCUUUGGUCCAGUUGUUAUGACAACGCAUCGAAAAUGAAACAAAGUCACAUUUUUAGAGGAUCACGAGGCACGACAACGUGGGUGGACGUGGACCUAGAACGAUGUUACACGGUCAACAAAGAGGUGCAUGUCCACUUUAACCUCCACCAAAUCCCACAUUAUUUUAGCGCCGAAAGUACCGUCAGUCUCAACAAGGUCAAAGGUGAAAUGUUCCAUGAGGUUCACACCUGGGAGAUCAACUCGGAGAUUGAAGUGAAGCCAUCGUCUCGAGCCCAUGCUCAGCUGUUAGCGAGACAAGAGUGCUCUGUCGUGGAGUUUGAGAUUCGAACCACUUUGUCGAUUCCUAAAGGUGCAGUACCGGUAAUCUUUAAACACAAGACCAGAAAUGUCUCAUUCGCGUUAAACGUCGAAGACGUAGAUAAGGCUUUUCAGCUUGUGGAAGACGGCGGAGUACUUAAACCGGAAGAAAAGAGGUGUGUGGAGCUGAUUGAGAAGAAGUGGCUGGACAAAGAUGGCGUGGGGCAUAUGACCUACCACCCCCAGAUCAUCACCCGGGGCACGUGUAUCUGCCUUAGAUGGACUGACCAGAGAGUGGACAUCAAGACCAGUCCAUUGUCGAUGGACGAGUCCACUUCUGAUGGGGACCACAACAUGAACAAGACGCCCCUCUGUCACACUGAAGAAGACCCAAGCGUCGACUCAUUUGUUUUCGUCGAUCAGCCAGACAUGGUUUAAAAUAAAUGCUGUUAUUGAUGCUACAUUUUAAAGAAAUUAAACUCCCUUCCCCAAUCUAUUUGUUAUCGUAAUUAGGCUCUAGCCUUACUCUAAUCACUCAAUUUACACCAUUUAAUAUUGUUUAUAGAAAAAAAAAAUUUCUAAUUAGUACCAAAUCUAGUUAUAGCUGUUUUAAAAUUUAAAAAAAUUUAACGUGGAUAAACAAAAUAGUAUUUGUGUGCAUACUAUUUUUUAUAUUUGAAAAUAUAUUUUGUUCCCUAUUUAAUUACAUCAAUAAUUGGAU
Physella acuta is the source of this 1779-nucleotide messenger RNA. RefSeq lists its product as uncharacterized. Lineage: Eukaryota; Metazoa; Mollusca; Gastropoda; Physidae. The record is from RefSeq and is a predicted model, not a curated record.